Molecule: messenger RNA, 3073 nt
Organism: Colletes gigas
Lineage: Eukaryota; Metazoa; Arthropoda; Insecta; Hymenoptera; Colletidae
Gene: ninaB
Product: carotenoid isomerooxygenase
Exons: 9
Coding region: 721-2652 (643 amino acids)
Biological process (GO): carotene catabolic process; retinal metabolic process
Molecular function (GO): beta-carotene 15,15'-dioxygenase activity; carotenoid dioxygenase activity
Source: RefSeq, a predicted model, not a curated record
CAUGUGACGUUUUGCGACCCGGAAGCACGUUUCGAAAUGCAAUAGAAAAACAAUGGUAAAUUUACCCAGGGAGAGAAAAUCUAUAAAUAUAGCGAAGGCCGAAUUUCGCUAAACAACAAUAUUAUCGUCCCGUGAAUAAUUUUAGCCGCGUUUAAAGCAGCUGAAUCAUCACGAAUUCAGUCAAUUAAACGACUUUUCUCAUGGCGAAAAUAGCAACUCGAAUUUCCAGUGCUCGCGUUGUAGAAUAUCGACCAACCUAGAUGAGUCAGUCGUUUUGGUAUCACAGUCAUCUUGUUUCUAGAAAAUAAAAGCACUGUUAUAUCAUACGAAUCGUAGCUUUACGUGUUGAUACCGUUUAAACGGAAAGAUUAGUUCCCGAGGAGCAUAGCGUUUAACGCGUUAACGAUCAACGUUGAUCGAAAGGAUGCCACGUGUGAGUGGCGACCACGUGUUAGGGGUGUGGAAUGAUUUCGGAAGAGGGUGGAAUUGCACGUGACCGGUGCCGUUAAUAGGAUCACGGUGAAACUACAUUUUAAGGUCAGCAGAUUAUCGGAACAAUGUCAUUCGUUCGUCGAAGCCCUAAGGUGAACGAUGGAUUUCACCCACAAGCGAGUGUACCAUAUUCUGUCGUCCAUUCUGGAUCCGCUUGUCACGGAGCCGGUCGACGAGAACGUCGAGGAUGAAACGUAGCGUCAAUCAAUUCGCGUACAAUCGAAGUUAAUGAACAAAAGUCUCGCGAGCUACCAGUGUUCGUUGUUCGUCUGGUGUCGGUGUCGAUACGCGAUGAAAUCGAUCAAACGCGGUAGAUCAAAGUCGACCAGUGACUUCUAUUCGGUGAAUCUCGACGAACUCGACGAUCAGUUGCCCGAGAAACAGAUGAAAUUAUCAAAAACGUCAUUCCGUCUGGACGACGUUCCAGAAUGUUCGAAGGGGAAGAAUUACUUCCCUAACUGCAACUCGUCCGUGUGGACCAGGUCCUGCGAACAGGAAGUGAUGGAACCGAUCCUCGGCGACAUCACCGGGCAGAUUCCACCAUGGCUGAAGGGCACUCUGCUGAGAAACGGGCCUGGGAGUCUGAAAGUCGGAGAAUAUACCUUCAACCACCUGUUCGAUAGUUCUGCUUUGCUGCACCGAUUCGCGAUUGCUGAUGGAAAAGUGACGUAUCAGUGCAGAUUCGUGCAAACGGACGUAUACAAGAAGAACAAAGCGGCUCAAAGAAUAGUUGUUACAGAAUUUGGCACGAAAGCUGUGCCUGAUCCUUGCAAGAGUAUCUUUCAAAGGGUCGCGACAGUGUUCAAUCCUGAAAACGAGUCGGAUAAUUCGAUGAUAUCCGUCUAUCCGUUCGGCGACGAGUUUUAUACUUUCGCAGAAUCGGCGGUAAUUCAUCGCAUAAAUCCAGAAACUUUGGAAACUACGGGCAAGAUAAACGUGUCUGACUAUGUCAGCAUCGUGAACCACACAUCCCACCCUCACGUGAUGAAAGAUGGAACCGUUUACAACAUAGGAAUGAGCAUAAAUCCGCGUGGACCCAUGUACAAUGUUGUGUGUUUUAUGCCCAGCCGUGUUGUCAUAGACGAUUCAGGGAGAGAAAAGAAGCUCUCUAUGUUCGAUCAAGCCACUAUCGUCGCCAGUGUCCCGUCCAGGUGGCUGCUGAAUCCAUCCUACAUGCACACGUUUGGUAUCACUGAAAACUAUUUCAUAAUUAUCGAACAACCCCUGGCGGUCUCUCUUACCACUGUAAUAUCCUGCAAAGUGAGGCAGGAACCAAUGCAUGCGGCUUUAAAGUGGCACGAAAAUGAAAACACCCUCAUACACUUGGUUUCGAGGAAGACUGGGUCACUGAAGAGGACCUUCGUCACGGAAGUAUUUUUCUAUCUUCAUAUAAUCAACCAGUUCGAGACGCAGGAUCGCGACUACGUGGUCCUGGACAUUUGCUGUUAUCGCGACGCGAAGAUGUUGGAUUGCAUGUUCGUGGAAUCAAUGAAGAAUUUGCACGAGAAUCCCGAUUAUGCUAAGAUGUUCCGGAGCAGGCCUCUGCGGUUCGUAUUACCGAUGAAGCAACCACAAUUAACAGUACCCUUAGAGUACGAUUUGAUAACAGUGAAAACGGUGAAUCAACGCUUAGUAUCGUCUCAAAACAUCGACGAACCAAUCGACGAUUCGAUCAAAAAUUCUAUGAACAGCAAAAGUGCCUGCAGAAAUAAUCUUUUAAGAAAAGCAUCUGCUCACAGACUCUCGAAUGGGAAUGUUUAUCUAAAACCGGAACUUCUCUGCAAUUUAGGGUGCGAGACACCGCGACUCAAUUACGAUUCUUACCUUGGCAAAGAGUACCGCUACUUCUACGCAAUCUCCAGCGACGUGGACCUGGAGAAUCCUGGAACGAUCAUCAAGGUGGACGUUGUGAAGAAAACUAGGAAGACGUGGUACGAGAAGGAUGUCUACCCUAGUGAGCCAAUUUUCGUACCGGAUCCCAAUGGGAAGAACGAGGACGACGGCGUUGUACUGAGCGCUAUUGUGUGGUCGGAGAAGGAGACCCAGGUGGGUCUGUUGAUCCUAGACGCCGUGACUCUCACAGAAGUCGCGAGAUCUACCUUUGUCGCUCCUGGCCCGGUGCCAAAGUGCUUGCAUGGCUGGUUCACCUUGGCCAAGUAGACUGAACCCGAGAUUCCAGAACGUCCAGCGACGUAUUUUUCAGCUCAUAUUGAAAAUAUAACCUAGAUUUCACUCCACAUGGUGGAGGAAAACGACCAAGUUUGCGUAAAAAUUCAGAAUCUUCUAUCAUUUCAACUUCAAUUCAACUUUUUCUCUUUAUCAAAAAAUAAGUCUUUGACAUAAACUAUUUUUUUUUAUGUUGAACAGUCUUAAUAAAGGUCCAAAUGGUAUAGCGAUCAAUUCCAAAACCAGAUUACAAUAUUCAAAACGCAUGGAAGGAUUUUGACACAAACUUUGUCGUUCUGCACACAAAUUUUGUGUGAUAGUUUCGAUACCAGAAAGACUGUCAAAAUGAUAUAGCGAUUAAUAGACCACGGAUCUUUAUGCAAAUUUAUAUUUGUAUUAAUAGAAUUAACGAAAU